Phlebotomus argentipes is the source of this 2470-nucleotide messenger RNA. Its product is annotated as DDB1- and CUL4-associated factor 8. The coding region runs from base 67 to 2208 and encodes 713 amino acids. Gene Ontology annotation, cellular component: cytoplasm; Cul4-RING E3 ubiquitin ligase complex. The record is from RefSeq and is a predicted model, not a curated record. NCBI's taxonomy places the organism in Eukaryota, Metazoa, Arthropoda, Insecta, Diptera, Psychodidae. The transcript has 5 exons. Gene Ontology annotation, molecular function: protein binding.
GGCAGAUGCUUUCCAAAGCUUGCUUCGACGAUUUGACAGAAUUGAAGUGAAAAAAUCGAGUGAAAAAUGGACGAGGAAUCAAAGUCUGGAGAAAGUCCAUUUGCUGAAGAUAUGGCGGAUAGCCAGUCUGCCAAGAGGACGCGCUUGAGCGACACAGAUGCCGACAAGGAGCCGAGCCAGGCUGGCAACAGUCACAGUGCCUUCGCCGCAUUCGAGGGCGCGAGGAGCAGCCAGAUGGACAGCAGCAGUGAGGCCAAUGACGCUGGCGAGGCCUCCACGUCCACCGCCGUGUCGUCCAUGAGUUCCUCCUCAAAGAUCACGGCUGUGCCCACGAGUGAGGACAGCGGCCGGUGCGCCUCGGGAUCCGGCACCAGCACGGCGGCCACCGGAGCGGAGUCGCGUCCGGCCAAGUCGCCAACCGUGGCGAAGACAAAGCACGCCAACAGAAACUACCGCUCGUCGAAAUUCCGCUCCUUCGUGGGCUCUUUCUGUUCACCCACACCCUCAACGUCUGACGACGAUGACGAGGGCACCACAACCUUCCGGCAGCGCCUGACGGAGCGGAAGGAGCGCCGGGAGCGCGAGUCAACUCCUCAGCGCGACUCUCUGAUGGACGUGGACGGGCUGAGCAGCGACGAGCGCCCUGAAUCCGUGCGAACCAAUGUCUCGAGGAGUUCAUCGUCAUCCCCGUCACUGUUCACGUCCAGUCUCCUACAGCCGUCGGACUACUCGGACAACAACGAUGCCUACAGCUCCCAGUCGUCCGUGCAGUCGCACGAGUACAACGCCGUGGGCAACAAGGCAGAGUUCCUCUCCUGGCCCAAGCCGCCGCACACGUGGUGUUCCCUGCCAGAGCUCAUGUACCGUCAGCAGGGCCUGACGGGUCGCGGCAGACGCACCAUGGCCGGCCGCUCCACUCACAUGUUCGAGCGCCGCUUCGGCGGCUCGCGACACGCCGUGGAGCGUCUCGAGUUGAUGGUGAAGCUGAAUGAGCACGAAGGAUGCGUCAACAGUCUGAAUUUCAAUCGCUCAGGCAAUCUCCUCGUCUCCGGCUCGGACGACUUGAAGAUCAUCCUGUGGAAGUGGGCGUCGCAGGAGCAGCACGACUUCAUCUUCGACAGCGGUCACACGUCCAAUGUGUUCCAGACGAAGUUCAUGGAGCUGGGCAAUGUGCACAUCAUCUCGAGCGCAAGAGAUGGCACGGUGAGACAUCACGAAGUGCCUCCCGGGAGCGACAAGCCCAUCAGCACACAACUCAUUAAGCAUCUCGGGCCUGUGCAUAAGGUCGCCCUGCCCGCCACAGCGCCCUUCGAAGUCCUGUCGGCCGGCGAGGACGGAAAUGUGAUCAGAUGCGAUCUAAGGGAGAGCAAUAAGCGCGAGAGGAUCGUCACUAUUAAGGUCAACAAUCGACGCGUUCCGCUCUACAGCAUUUCCUCUCAUCCGAUCGAUCAGGAGUUCUGCGUGUCUGGACGUGAUCAGUAUGUGCGUGUGUAUGACAAGCGCAACGUGAAGAAUGCCCUGAAAAUCUUGAGUCCUGAGCAUCUGGUCAGCAAGAAGCCCUUUACCAUCUACAUAACAUGCGCAGUUUACAACUGGGUGGGCACUGAAAUCCUGGCCUCAUACAGUGAUGACGAUGUGUACUUGUUUGACAACAAAUAUCAAACGCCUGGAUCGUAUCUGCACAAAUACCAGGGACACGAUAAUAGUUCAACCAUCAAAGGUGUCAACUUCUUCGGGCCGCGCUCUGAGUUUGUGAUGAGCGGCAGUGAUUGUGGCAACUGUUUCUUCUGGGACAAGAACACAGAGACAAUUGUCCAGUGGAUGCCUGCAGAUGAAGCUGGUGUUGUGAAUGUCUUGGAGCCACAUCCAACCUUUCCUAUUCUUGCCACUUCAGGUCUGGAUCACGAUGUGAAAAUUUGGAUGCCAUCGAAUGAGAAUGAGCCAAAGCUUGAGGGCCUGAAGAAGUGCGUUCAUCGCAAUCUCACAUGUCGCACUGUCGUCGGUGAGGAUAUCUUUGAUGAUCGCAUGAUCACAUUCUUUGUAAGGCAGUGCCUGAGGAAUCGUCGAGAGCGUGAUCCGAAUUACUGUCCCAAUGUCGCUGAACUGGUCUCAUCGUCCGAUAGUGAUGAUGACAUGGACAAUAUGGACAACAUGGGUGGUGACAUGGAUCCGGACAAUUUGCGUUCACUCCCAUGCGCACCGUCCUAGAAGAUGAUGAUGAUGCGCGCCUUUCCAGCACCAGCUUAAGUGAUUAUAUACCGGAAAUUUUUGUGUCUACUGUUUAUCCCGGGGUUUUCAUUUAUCUCAGCUAAUCUCUUCUCCCCUCAAAAUCCACUCAAUUGAAUUGAAUUGAAAUCACAUAUAUAUGUAUUUAGUGAAGUUUUUCCUGCAGAUGUUUAUAUAGCCAACUGUGGGGAUAUUAAAUCGAUUUAUUCACGGGGUAGCAACGAAUUGUGUUGUUUAUUUACUC